Messenger RNA from Acaulospora colombiana, 1338 nucleotides. Lineage: Eukaryota; Fungi; Glomeromycota; Glomeromycetes; Diversisporales; Acaulosporaceae. The record is from the annotation of a GenBank genome assembly.
AUGAAUCAGAUGAGGGUCGGGACAGUCUUAUGUCCUCCAUCAUCAGGCAAGAGUACUCUUGGACAGGUGCUCCGUGACUAUUUUGAAAGUCUCAAUUAUGAUAGUAUAUACAUUAGUCUUGCUGGUAUACAUGGUGGAACAGAAAUCCACGAUAAGAACCUCUUUGAAAAUUUCUGGAAGGACAAAGUUGGUAGGACCUGGACAGAAAUCCUGAAAGAUCUUUUGUCAAGCGAAUCAAAUCUUCAAAAUAUUCGGAUAAUUUUGCUCGGCACAUACCAUCCAACACUUGAUCCUCAAGUGACACCCGUACAAAUUCGCCAUACACUUGGUUUGAAUGCCCUACUUCUAACAUGGGAAGAAGUUCGUCAGCUUAUAAUAAACUAUAUUCAGAGACAUGCUACUUUGGGUAGUCCGAGUUUUACCAUCCCUGAACCUGUUCGGAAGGCAAUAUUUAAUCUCACUGGUGGACAUCCCGGUUUGUGUCGAUUCGUUUUAACCGCUUUACGCAAUCAAUUUCGCGAAAAUGGAAAAACAGUGGAAAUGUUACGAUAUCUUGCUUCAUCACAGCUACGAGAUGGUAUAAUAACAACUUCACGUGCUUUUUUCUGGAUCCGUGAUUGGAAUAUAACUUAUGAAGAAUCAGAAUUUAUUCGCGAAAAGCUACUCUAUCAAAUCGGCAUUCCUUUCGCUGCUAAUGCCUUAAAUCCUGUUGCUAAUAAAUUUAUUAAGAUGGGUCUCUUCUCCACGGUUGAUAUUAAUGAACAAAUCCAAUUUUCCGCCCCUAUAAUGCGAGUUAUUCUGAGUCACCACCUAUUCACCGCCCCUGUAAAUUUCAAGUCAUUACCAGCAGAAACAUUUGAAGAGUUUUUGGUGCGAACAAUUGAGCGCAUGAGCCCAUCUAAGUUGUAUAAAUCGUUUGGAAAAGGAUAUGGUGCUAAUUCACAUAUAUAUGAGAGGAAUUGGCAAAUGGAAUGGUAUCUUACUGCUACAACUGUAGUCCCAGAAGGUACUUCAAUAAGUGCUGAUGUUGGUGCCGUGUUUGGCACUGCUGGAUUUCUGGAUUUCUAUGUUAAUGAAAAACUUUGCUGGGGAAUAGAGCUGACGUGCGAGGGUAAUCGUUUGAAGGAGCACGCAGAACGAUUUGAACAGGAUGGCAAGUACGCUGACAUUCCAUUAAAAAAUUGGGCCAUCAUUGACUUUCGACAUCAUACAAAACAAGUAAGAGAAUUAAAACAAAACUUCUGGUAUGUGCUCUAUGAGGAUAACUAUAAACGUGUUACUAUCAAACGUCGUGAUCAGAAUGACAAAAUCCUAGACUUAUAUGGUGAUGAAGCGUAA